CUUCCAUAAAUAUAUAUAUAUAUAUAUAUAAUAAACGUAGUAAUUAGAAAGAUUAAAGAAGAUGAAGUACUACUUGGGAAGUAGUAGUGGUAGUAGUAGUCUUUUUGUGUUAUCUGUAAGUCUUUCCUUAUUAGUGAUAGCGGUCUUUGCGGGCGAAAGAAGCGACCACAGAUGUGGACCAGCUGUAGGGAACCCUCCAUGUGGAGGCGAUAGGUGCUGCAGCAUCAGUAAUUGGUGUGGUGGCGGAGCAAGCUACUGCAGCGGAAGAUACUGCCGAUACCAAUGUUGGUCCUCGACCUCGACCUCGAGCAGUAGUGGCGAGGCACUACUGCAACUCAUCAAAAACAAUGGCGGUGUAAGCAAGAUUCUUAGUGAAUCAGUUUAUAACGAAAUGUUUAAGCACAUGAAAGAUUGUCCAAGCCAAGGGUUCUACAACUACGACGCUUUCCUCAUUGCUGCUGCCUCUUUCCCUGCUUUUGCUACCACCGGUGAUGUUGCCACUCGUAAGAGAGAGCUAGCUGCUUUCUUCGGUCAAACAUCUCAAGCAACUACAGGUCAAAGUGAGAUGUAUGAUGAUUUAAUAGAUUCACAUGAAUGGGGAUAUUGUCAUAUCAACGGGACUGCUACUACUGCCACUACUACUACUACGGACCUUGAGAACGAUUAUUGCACUUCUUCUCAUUGGCCUUGCGCUUCUGCCCAAAAAUACAAUGGUCGAGGACCUGUGCAGCUCACUCACAACUACAAUUACGGGCUUGCUGGAGAAAGUCUUGGCUUAGAUUUGAUCAACGACCCUGAUUUGGUAGCAACAGACCCAAUUGUAUCGUUCAAGACAGCCAUAUGGUUCUGGAUGACUCAGCAUGACAACAAGCCUUCUUGCCAUGAUGUUGUUAUCAGUGCUAAUUAUUCCCAAGUGAAAGUGAUCCCCAGCUAUGGUGUGAUUGGAAACAUAAUCAAUGGAAAAAGACCUCCUAAUAAUAAUCUGGCAAUUGCCGAUACUAAUAGCGUCGGCUACUACAAGAGGUACUGUCACAUGUUAGGAGUGAGCUAUGGAGAUAACUUGAAAUAUUGGUACGACCAAUCGGCUGAUGCUCACAUCCAAAUGCCUACCAUCUAAGCAUAACGAUGAUAAGAGAAGACAAAAAAAGAUGGCUCUCUUUGGACAAAGAGGAAAUAUGCUCGACUAAGAACCACUUCAUUUUAUGUAUGUUAAAGAGGUUCGAUUUAUGUUGAUCUUCUUCGUGAUGAAUAAAUGAGCCACAACAAUAUUAUA
Molecule: messenger RNA, 1273 nt
Organism: Humulus lupulus (European hop)
Lineage: Eukaryota; Viridiplantae; Streptophyta; Magnoliopsida; Rosales; Cannabaceae
Product: mulatexin-like
Exons: 3
Coding region: 62-1117 (351 amino acids)
Biological process (GO): defense response to fungus; cell wall macromolecule catabolic process; carbohydrate metabolic process
Molecular function (GO): chitin binding; chitinase activity
Source: RefSeq, a predicted model, not a curated record